Fomitopsis serialis is the source of this 1209-nucleotide messenger RNA. RefSeq lists its product as uncharacterized. Lineage: Eukaryota; Fungi; Basidiomycota; Agaricomycetes; Polyporales; Fomitopsidaceae. The transcript is spliced from 2 exons. Bases 252 to 953 code for a protein of 233 amino acids. The record is from RefSeq and is a predicted model, not a curated record.
CGCCCUGGCAUCCCCACCCGCCCCGCAGCGCUCGCAUCCGAGCCUGCACUAUGGCCAUUGGAAAAUGGAUCCCCUUCGGCCCAGCGCAGAGCUCCCCCGCUGCCCCCGUCGUCGUCGCCGCACAACCGCCCGUCAUCUCCUCCGCAGACGCGAAGCAGUUUGGUCUUGAGAAUUUUGGGAAUACUUGGUGAGUUUGUCUCCGCUAUUUCUAGACGUUUGUUCCGUCCACGGCCAGCGCGUCCGAUGGCUCUAUGCACGCCACCAUCCACGACCUGUGCAUCUCUUGCGCUCAAGCAAUCUCUCUGUCGUACUCCCUCCUGCUCGACGUACGAGCGUGGCCUGCUCGUGGCCCUUAUCGGCGCUGCUGCGUUUUCGCUCACGCUCGGUUGCACACCUCGCGUACGAUCCGGAUGUGCACGUCCUUGUCUCGUUCUGCGACCCCGGCGACACGAGUUGCGAAGUCCCCCAACGCAAGCUAUCUUGGCAUACCCGCGGGGUGCGCCAUGAGCCAUGCUCGACCGUGUGGCUUGUCUCAGAACUGGGUACCGAAUUGCUGCCCCUCUGGUCUCCGCGCUGCGUGUGUGCAUGCGCGUCUCCUACACGCUCUAGGAUGUGCAAAUGCACGUACUGUCCCCCGGACGCGUCGCAGAUCCUUGUUCGUCAGAAAUCCGUGGGUGUCGGCCUCUCCGGGUAUACACCAACGGCGUACCCGGAACGGUCCAAUGACGAACGGGGUUCUGUGUCGGGUUGUCUAUCGGAUAGAGCAGCGGUGGGACUGGAGCACGAGCAUAGGAUUUGUCAACAUCUCUGCAAUUCCCGGUUGGCUCUGCGUUGACAUCCGUGAAGGCUCCGAGGCGCAACCGAGUACUACGGGCUCGGAUGUGUCUGUUCUCUCCUCUGCUGUCUGGCUUGCACAGUGCACCGGGUCUGCAUUCUGUGCUACUAGCCCAUAGCAGGAGUGUUGCCUAUGGACGUUCGUCAGACUCCGUGGUCAUCGGACGUGCUGGACAUGUAUCACUCAAGCAGAAGGAGAUAGAAACGCAACGUCCCCAUACGCGCAGUAGCGCAUACGAACUCUUAGCGUGCGCUCUGCGAUUGCUGCCCGAGGACCCAACGUGUCUCGAGUUCGCACCCGGCGUUGUUCAUCCCUUUCCGGGCUAACCUUGUAAGUCGAGAAUACUGCUGACGCCGUCCUCGCAGCUACGCCAA